UUUUGGAUAUGUAUAUUGUCUUGAGAGACUUCACUUGAGAAGACAUAGUGCAGAGACUUUUAAACAAGAUAUUGACCCAAGACCUCUGAAGUCUCUGUGACGUAUAAAAGGGAAUCUCCUAAUGAUCUUAGACAUCCUUAUCUUGUGCUGAUUUAAUUCAGUGAACAUACUCCAGGUUGCAGUAGCGUACAUUGGAUGGACAAGUAUAGACUGCAAGGCAAAAACAUAAAAGGAAGGAAGAAAGAGAGCAGUAGCUCAGCUUAAAUGUUUAGUAUUCACUGAGGAAAGAGAAGAAGAAUAAACAUUGUAAAAGGAGAGCAAAAAGAAAGAAAAGGCAAAGCAGGAAUAAAGAAUGGGACAGCAUUUCACUAAUGAGGAAGGAGAACCAGUUGAUAUUGAUGCAGCUGAACUUCAGGAAUGGUAUAAGAAGUUUGUGGUAGAAUGUCCAAGUGGGACACUCUUCAUGCAUGAAUUCAAACAUUUCUUUGGGGUACAGAAUGAUGAACAGGCUGCAGAAUACGUGGAGAAUAUGUUCAAGGCUUUUGAUAAGAAUGGGGAUAACACCAUUGACUUCCUAGAAUAUGUGGCUGCUUUGAACCUUGUUUUACGAGGAAAACUUGAACACAAACUGAGAUGGACAUUCAAAAUAUAUGAUAAGGAUGGGAGCGGCAGCAUAGAUAAACCUGAGCUCUUAGAAAUAGUUGAGUCUAUUUACAGGCUAAAGCAAGUAUGCCUACCUGAAGAACAGAAAGGACUCCCCCGUCUCUCUCCAGAAGAGGUUGUUGAAAGGAUAUUUCAGCUAGUGGAUGAGAAUGGAGAUGGGCAGUUGUCUCUGGAUGAAUUCAUUGAUGGGGCACGGAAAGACAGGUGGGUGAUGAAGAUGCUACAGAUGGAUGGGAAUGCAGGAUUAUGGUUUGCUGAGCAAAGGAAGAAAAGUACAACGUUGUAAGACUUGUCCACUUGACUAGAAAAGAUUGAUAUGGACUGAAC
Messenger RNA from Sceloporus undulatus (fence lizard), 990 nucleotides. RefSeq names its product guanylate cyclase activator 1B (gene GUCA1B). The record is from RefSeq and is a predicted model, not a curated record. Gene Ontology annotation, cellular component: cone photoreceptor outer segment; photoreceptor inner segment. The coding region runs from base 353 to 949 and encodes 198 amino acids. NCBI's taxonomy places the organism in Eukaryota, Metazoa, Chordata, Lepidosauria, Squamata, Phrynosomatidae. The transcript is spliced from 4 exons. Gene Ontology annotation, molecular function: calcium sensitive guanylate cyclase activator activity; calcium ion binding. Gene Ontology annotation, biological process: visual perception.